Molecule: messenger RNA, 2607 nt
Organism: Alternaria burnsii
Lineage: Eukaryota; Fungi; Ascomycota; Dothideomycetes; Pleosporales; Pleosporaceae
Exons: 1
Coding region: 1-2607 (868 amino acids)
Source: RefSeq, a predicted model, not a curated record
AUGAGCGACAAGGCAAGGCCAAAAUCGCGGGACAACCCUUCGCAGAUUGACGGCAAUAACAAAGCUACGUCGCUAUCUUCUCUUGAUGAAGUAGCAGACUCGAUGCACAGGAAAGAGGAGGAACAGAACGGUGAUACACCAUCGAGCCGUGCUGUCGAAGAGCAUACCCGAAGAGAGGAGCAUAAUACGCCCAGGUCUUCACUGCGAUUGAAUGUAUCGUCGUUUGCUGCUCCUACUAAAGCUUCAGAAGCGAAGAAGAAUGAAAAGAUCGAGCUUGCUCAGUUUGUGAAGAAGCCAUCCUUGGGCAAAGAACUGCCUGGCUGGACAGGUAUUAACAUACAGUCUCAAACUGCCUCUGUACCCGGUAGCCCACGUCCGAGUCUGAACCGGCACUCUACUACUGGAUCUCCUUCCCCUAAGAGCCAUGAUCGUAUAAGCGGCACUUCGUCACGGAUGGAGAAACAUUGCGGAACAAAAAGUCAGAGUCUUGUUUCCGGUGUGUCUGGUGAAUUGGAAAAAGAAGAGGACGUUGGAGUAAGACUAGAAGACCUACCUGUGAUAGAAAAUGAAACUCUGAAGGAAGCAUCGUCAAAGCAGCGAACGCAAGUUGAGGAAGAGGGAGUACAGAAAGAAAAAGACUCGCUUAUACAUGAAGAGGAAGAGCUUGAAGAGAUAGAGGCUUUCAUCAAGAAAGGGCCACCCAAGUGUCACGUUGGAGAGCAUGAGGUUGAGUUUAAUGUAUCGCUAGACCAAACUUCUCCCUUUACCAAAAACGGCACGGCGUUGCCAUUAGAAGAGGUUUAUGUCGAAAAUCUCGAACCGCAGAUUAAAACACUCCAAGAUCAGGUCGAAGGCAUGUCGCAACGCAGUACAGAAGAAGACGGGACGGGUGCCGUUGCGAUUACUGCCCACAACAAUGACAUCGCAUUAGAUAGGAUUCUUGCAGAACAGGAAAAGCUGCAACACGAACUUACUCAAGCGGAGACACAGCGUGAUGAGGCCAUACGACAAUGUGGUACAGUACAAGCAGAUUUAGAAACCGUCAAAGACGACACUAAGAAGUUGAAACAAGAGAACGACAAGCUAGUCACACAACUUCGGGAGAGUAAAGAUCGAAUCGCAGCGCGCAAUGCUCGCGAGCCAAACCUACCGGCUCUUGAAGCGAUUGAAGCGGAGAAUCGGAGGCUUCGAGUGACGGUCGACAAGAAAGAGAAAGAGCGGAGUGAUGCAAAUGCAUGUUGUGAGAAUCUUGAUGAUCAGCUCAGAGAUACUCAAGAGAAGCUAAAACAUCAGGUAGUGUCUAUCAAAGAGCUGUGCCAGAUUGUAGAUCUGAUGUCUCGAAGUGUAUCUCAUGGCGAGGACGUACCCAUCCCCCACCCCGACGCCCUUAGCGAGAGGCUUGCGCAAGCUUCCGAGAUAGAAACUUUGCAGAUCAAAAUCACCCAAUUGAUUGGAACGUUCAAUGAGUAUCUAAAAAAGUGGCAAGGCAAGAGCAGAGGACUGGAGUGCCAAGUAGCGGAUCUAGAAUCCAAGAUUGUUGAACAAAAAGAACUCAUGGUCGUACAGAAAGAGGAAUUGCUAAGCCCUAGUCUACAGAGCCCGCUGCUCUCGCCGGAGGUGCUAUCAAAUAGAGAUGAGUUCAGGGAAUAUUACCAGCGAGAACGACAGAGGCGCAAAGAAGUAGAGCAGGAUCUCGCCAAGGUGGAGAAGGUCUUGUCGCAUCUUCACCCAGAGAACGAAAAGCUGCAGUCUGAUUUCACCAAGGCACAAGAAGAGCUUGCAGAUCUGCGUCCAAAAGCUGAUCAGUUGAUGAGAGAUGCGAAUGGAUGGAAAGAAGACUCUGAAGAAAAGAAGUCACAACUUGAAGAACGCACACACGCCUUCGAAACCAGUACCGAUCAGCAAAGGCAGGAGACUCUCCGAUACAUUAGGAACUACUACAAGAAAACUAAUGACGAAGCAUAUUGGGAAGUCGAAGGUCUACAGAAGAAGCUCGCAACCGUGGAAGAAGAGCGUAUAGCACUUGAACGGAAUUUUGAACAAGCAAAGGUGGAAAACGCGCAUUUGGCGGAUGGUGUCACUAGACUGUUGAAGAGAAAUAAGAAACGGAACGCAGAUAUUGGGAAGAUACAAGAAGCGGUCAUAUACGGCGAAGAUUUUCCCGACCUUUCAGAUGAAGAUGAAGGCUCAUCUUCGAGUUCAGACUCCACAAUCUCAACACCCACUCAUCCGAUUGACCUUGUCAAGAGACGAAUACCUAUUCCACGCUGUCAUCUUCCCAAAGCAUUCAAUGUACGCGAGGGCAAGAUAUCUGCUUACAAGGAAGAACUCCAGAGCAUGCGAGAGCAAGCAUUGUUCAAUGCGAGCGUCAAGCCACCCAUGUCUUUCAAAAAUAGGAUUAGCGUCGGACGCAAUAAUAUCAUGGAAAAGGUGCGUGAAUGGAAGAUGGGAAAGUCCUAUCCACCGAAAUGUUCGGAGUGGGGGGAGCUGAGGAGAAGAAGCGCGUGGGAAAGAUGGAAUGGAGAGAACUGGGCGAAGGAAUUCGCUCAGGGGAAUGACGUUGACAUUUUGAAACAGAGUGGACUUUGGAAUGAGGCUUGGGAUUAG